Messenger RNA from Ostertagia ostertagi, 381 nucleotides. The record is from the annotation of a GenBank genome assembly. NCBI's taxonomy places the organism in Eukaryota, Metazoa, Nematoda, Chromadorea, Rhabditida, Trichostrongylidae.
AUGAAUCUCAUUCAAUACCUGACUGGAAACUCUUUGAAGUUCACUGUGGCUACAGACAUUCGCCGGCUAUUUGCACGUACUUAUCUGGAUGUCGACGGCAACUGCGCCGGUGAUGUCUCGUCCUCGAGCGUUGAUGCGGGUCUCCAUCACAGAUCUGAUCUCAACAUCUCAUCCGCUGUUCCAUCUCAAUUCAAUGGUGUUAUGCCGAAUUUGUUUGGUAUGAUGGCGAAAACCGAGCCCGAGUCACAAUUUGGCCGCUGGCUGUCGCAGAGUACAUCCUCUCAAGAGGUGAGUGAUCAGGUUGCAUUCAAAACCUCUAGAAAUUGGAUUGUGUUCCUGUUUAGCUCUUCUUCAGAAUCUCAGGUAUUCUCAGUAGUGUUG